Messenger RNA from Trichoderma breve, 387 nucleotides. RefSeq lists its product as uncharacterized. NCBI's taxonomy places the organism in Eukaryota, Fungi, Ascomycota, Sordariomycetes, Hypocreales, Hypocreaceae. The transcript is spliced from 2 exons. The coding region runs from base 1 to 387 and encodes 128 amino acids. The record is from RefSeq and is a predicted model, not a curated record.
AUGGGCCUCCAGGCCGAGGAGGAGAAGGAUAAGAGAGAUGAGAAGGAGAAGGAAAAGGAGAAGGAAAAGGAGAAGGAAAAGAAGAAGGACAAGAAGAAGGACAAGAAGAAGGACAAGAAGAAGGACAAGAAGGAGUCCAACGAGGAUGAGGACGUCGCCAUGGGCGAGCCUGAGGCCGAGGCCGAAGAGGUCGAGAUCGUGGUGCCCCCCGAGGCACCGGCCGCCAAGCCGUCGCGGGCCCCCGUGCCUGCCAAGGGUGUGCCCUCCGGGGCGAAACUUCGCUCUCGAGGCGAGGAAAAAAAAAGGAGAGAGAGAUUGGGCUGGGUGGCCGUUGUUGUCUUUCUUACAUCUACCACAUCUGCUACAUCUACUACAUCCAUAGUGUAA